Molecule: messenger RNA, 1071 nt
Organism: Coccomyxa subellipsoidea C-169
Lineage: Eukaryota; Viridiplantae; Chlorophyta; Trebouxiophyceae; Coccomyxaceae
Product: NAD(P)-binding protein
Exons: 9
Coding region: 1-1071 (356 amino acids)
Source: RefSeq, a predicted model, not a curated record
AUGGGCAUCUGUGCGUUUCUGAGUCAACGGAGGGCUUUACUACCGCAUUUUGACGAUCCUGGAAGACGCCGUUUGACAUUGAUUUGCAAGUGCCAAUCAGAGCCACAGGAUAUCAAAGUUGCCAGUCCCAAGCUUUUCGUCUUUGGCUUGGGCUACACGGGCAAGGGGCUUGCAAAGCUAUCACUUGGAAAAGGAUGGGAUGUUGCAGGGACAUGCCGAACUUUGGAAGGCAGUCGCAGAUUAUUACAAUAUGAAGGCAUACAAGCGUUUCCUUUUGAUCCCAAUGCGGGAGCAUCCCUUAGUCCGCAGGCCAUCGAUACUCUUCACUGCUCAACCCACAUCCUAUCAUCAAUCCCACCAGCAGAUGGCACAGCAGACCCGGUCUUGGCCAUGGUGGGAUCAGAGCUGCAGAGCUGCGCCAGUGUCACAGGCCUCGCGCAGUGGGUGGGAUACCUCAGCAGCACAGGGGUCUAUGGGGACUGGCAGGGCGACUGGGUCGAUGAAACGUCGGAGCUGAGGGCUACUCAGGGAAAGGGGUAUGCGCGGAUUCUGGCGGAGGCUGCUUGGAGGCAGAUGUGGGAGGAGCAUAAAGUCCCGGUGCACAUCUUUCGUUUAGGAGGUAUCUAUGGCCCUGGAAGGAGCGCACUGGAUGCAGUGGCACAGCAGCCAGGUCAGGCAAGCAGAAAUCAGAGGCGCCGCGCACAGAAGUGCUUCACUGCACGAUCUCACGUGUACGAUAUCUGCCAGGCACUGAUGGCCAGCAUGGAAUGCCCCCGCCCAGGGGCGGUGUACAAUAUCGUGGAUGAUGAUCCUGCCAGCAGGGCAGAAGUCAUGGCCUACGCGGAGCAGCUUCUCACUGGCCGCCCUGCCCCUGCGGCUGUGCUCUCGACACCUGAAGCUUCUUCCUCAAGCGCCGCAGAUGCAUCAGCCCUCGGGCCACAGCUGGAGGAGAAGCGGGUGAGCAAUGACCUCAUCAAAAAGGAGCUGGGUUUCAGACUAUCAUUUCCCACUUACAGGGAAGGCCUGGCCGACAUCCACAGCAGGGACAAACAGUCCCCGCACAGUUUUUAG